Protomyces lactucae-debilis is the source of this 1140-nucleotide messenger RNA. Its product is annotated as Chloroperoxidase. Gene Ontology annotation, molecular function: peroxidase activity. The coding region runs from base 1 to 1140 and encodes 379 amino acids. Lineage: Eukaryota; Fungi; Ascomycota; Taphrinomycetes; Taphrinales; Protomycetaceae. The transcript has a single exon. The record is from RefSeq and is a predicted model, not a curated record.
AUGGAGUCUGGCGACCUCAGCGGCAUCGCCAAGCGUGCUGAGGCCAAUGCUGCUCUCAUCGGCAGUGCCAACGCCAAGCGUGCCUACAAGGGUGACACGGGUGCUUACGCCUUCCAGGCCCCUGUUCAGGGCCGCGACUACCGUGGUCCUUGUCCCGGUCUCAACGCAAUGGCCAACCACGGCUACAUCCCUCGCAACGGUAUCGCCACCUACGGCCAGCUUGUUCAGGGACAAAAGGACCUGUACAAUGUGGCUGAUGACCUUGCCAACCUCCUGUGCACAGUCGCUGUGCCACUCGACGGUGACAUCUUGACCUUGCGUCUCUCCAUUGGCGGUGCCGCCCCCGAGCUCAACACGCUCGGUGGUCUCCUUGGCAAGCCCACUGGUCUCAACACCCACAACACAUUCGAGGGUGACACAUCGUUGACUCGUAACGACUACUUCCUCGGUGGUGGUGACAACUACUCCUUCAACGGCACCUUGUUCGGCCAGAUGGUUGACACCUGUAACGAGGUGUCUGGUGGUCUCUUUGACUUCAAGUGUAUGGCUGCCUACCGCAAGAAGCGAUACGACGCUUCCAAGGCCACAAACCCCAACUUCUACUUUGGCCCUCUUGCACUCCUUCUCUUUGGAGCUGCCUCGUUCCUUUACGAAUUGAUGCCUUCCGCAAACGGACAGCCUGAUCUUUCAACGAUGCAGGCUUUCUUCGGUGCUUCUCAGCGCGCUGACGGCACAUGGUACUUCAACAACCAAGAGCGCAUCCCUGCAGGUGGAUGGACUCCUCGUACUACCACGUACGACGGCCAGAAGGUCGUGACACAGAUUCUUGCCAUGUACCUCGCCAACCCUGUUCUCUUUGGUGGAAAUGCCGGAAGCGUCAACAACUUCCUUGGACUGAACAUCCCUGGCUACUUCAGCGGCGGUCAGCUUCUCAAUACCCCUGGUGGCGUGACAUGCCUCUUGUACAACGUUCUCAGCGGCUUUGUUCCUACUGGCAUCAACCAAGGUCUUCAAUUGACUGGUGCUGCGUUGACCUUUGUCACCGGCAACAUUCUCAAGCUUCCAUCGGGUGGUGGUCUCGCCAACUGCUUGCCCGCCAGGCCGGCCACCUACACAUCGCCUCCUGCUGAGCAGGCUUAA